UGCCUGUGCUACGGCCGCUCCCUGCAGGGCGAGUUCGUGCACGACGACGUGUGGGCGAUCGUGAACAACCCCGACGUGCGGCCCGGGGCCCCGCUCCGCUGGGGCGUCUUCACCAACGACUUCUGGGGCAAGGGCAUGGCCGAGAACACCAGCCACAAGUCCUACCGGCCGCUCUGCGUCCUCACCUUCAAGCUGAACAUAUUUUUGACUGGUAUGAACCCAUUCUACUUUCAUGCAGUGAACGUGAUUUUACACUGCCUCGUGACUCUUGUCCUGAUGUACACCUGUGACAAAGCUGUCUUCAGGAAUCGCAGACUUGCUUUUGUUACGGCAUUUCUUUUUGCUGUGCAUCCUAUCCACACGGAGGCAGUGGCUGGAAUUGUUGGCAGAGCUGACGUGUUAGCAUGCCUGCUGUUUCUGUUGGCCUUUCUCUCCUACAAUAGGAGUGUGGACCAGUGUCAUGCUGGGGAAUGUCUCCCUCCCACGGCUUCUCCCUUCUUCUUGCUGCUCAGUUUGUUUCUGGGCACCUGUGCGAUGCUCGUGAAGGAGACCGGCAUCACGGUGUUUGGCGUGUGCUUGGUUUACGAUCUCUUUUCCUUGUCCCACAAGCGAGAGAGACCGAGCAAUGGGGACGUCCAUCAACGCAGCCCGCAGCAGCCUGUGAGUCCCCCGCCCCCAACACUGCCCACACAGCCUCACCGGGAGAAUGGGAAGCAGCAUCGAUUUCCUCACCGAGGAGCUUGGGGUGGCUGCCACUCCCCACUGCCACCAGAACGCAAGAGCAGUGGAUUCCCAGCGUCUCCUGGAGCUAUGUGGUCCAUGAUGAGGUACCUGACAGCAAGGAGCAAUAGAAAUUUCCUGCUUACCAUGAGGCCAUUCUUAAAAAGGGCCACUUUGGUCAUAAGUUAUGUGAUUGUCAUUUUGUACUUCCGUCUCUGGAUAAUGGGAGGAUCCAUGCCCCUCUUUUCAGAGCAGGAUAAUCCAGCUUCGUUUUCGCCUUACAUACUUACAAGGUUCCUUACCUAUUCCUACCUCUUGGCCUUCAACGUGUGGCUUCUGCUUGCACCUGUUACCCUGUGCUAUGACUGGCAGGUGGGCAGUAUUCCCCUGGUAGAGACCAUAUGGGACACGCGGAACUUAGCCACCAUCCUUCUGGCAGUGGUGAUGACCUUACUGAGCCUUCAUUGUUUAGCAGCCUUCAAGGAAGUUAACAACAAGGAAGUGAAGAGUGGUUUAUUAUUUAUCAUAAAAGAAUUCAUAUUUAAGAGUAAUUUAUUUUGGAGGCUUGGCUUUCACUGUAUUGAGGCUGUAAUUUGAAAUGUGUAUGUCCCUAGCAUGGGCUACUGCAUCCUUUUUGUGCAUGGACUGAGCAAGCUGUGCACUUGGCUGAAUCGAUGCGGGACCACCACCCUGACUGUGUCCACUGUGUUGCUGUUGUUGCUUUUCUCUUGGAAAACGGUGAAACAGAAUGAAAUCUGGCUGUCAAGAGAGUCCCUAUUCAGGUCUGGAGUUCAAACUCUGCCCCACAAUGCCAAGGUUCACUACAACUACGCCAAUUUCCUGAAGGACCAAGGUCGGAAUCGGGAAGCAAUCUACCACUACAGAACGGCCCUCAGGUUGUAUCCUCGCCACGCCAGUGCGCUGAACAACCUCGGGACGCUGACAAGAGACACAGCAGAGGCCAGGAUAUACUAUCAGAGGGCCCUCCAGCUGAGCCCACAGCACAGCCGGGCUCUUUUCAACCUCGGGAAUCUCCUCAAGUCUCAGGAGAAAAAAGAAGAGGCUAUCACCUUACUGAAGGACUCCAUUAAAUACGGUCCAGAGUUUGCAGAUGCAUAUUCAAGCUUAGCUUCAUUGCUGGCUGAGCAGGAGAGAUUUAAAGAAGCUGAGGAAAUAUACCAGGCUGGAAUAAAGAACUGUCCAGACAGCUCAGACUUACACAACAACUAUGGGGUUUUCUUAGUUGAUACUGGCUCUCCAGAGAAGGCGGUGGCCCAUUACCAGCAGGCCAUCGCACUCAGCCCGAGUCAUCACGUGGCUAUGGUGAAUCUAGGGAGACUCUACAGGUCACUGGGCGAGAACAGUGUGGCCGAAGAAUGGUAUAAACGUGCACUGCAGGUGUCACGCAAAGCCGAGAUACUGUCACCUUUGGGAGCACUGUAUUAUAACACUGGGCGAUACGAGGAGGCUCUGCAGAUUUACCGGGAAGCUGCGGCCCUCCAGCCUUCUCAGAGGGAGCUCCGCCUGGCCCUGGCUCAGGUCUUGGCCGUCAUGGGUCAGACAAGGGAAGCUGAAAAGAUGACCAACCACAUCGUGUCAGAGGAGACCGGAUGUCUCGAAUGCCACCGCCUGUUGUCAGCCAUCUACAGCAAGCAGGAGCGCCACGGCAAGGCACUCGAGGCUAUAGACAAGGCUCUCCAGCUGAAACCAAAGGACCCAAAAGUCGUAUCUGAACUUUUUUUCACAAAAGGAAACCAGCUAAGAGAGCAGAAUCUUCUGGAUAAAGCUUUUGAGAGCUACAAAGCAGCCGUGGAACUGAAUCCGGAUCAAGCACAAGCCUGGAUGAACAUGGGUGGAAUCCAACACAUCAAGGGAAACUAUGUGUCUGCAAGAGCUUAUUACGAGAGAGCCUUACAGCUGGUGCCAGACAGCAAACUGCUGCGGGAAAAUCUCGCCAAAUUGGACCGCCUAGAAAAACGAUUACAAGAAGUUCGAGAAAAGGAUCAAACAUAGCAGCAUUUAAGCCAAUCUCGAGGGACAGUGCUGAUGCCUCUGGAAGAGGCAGACGCGAUGCGGGCUCACUUUCACAGCAGCAGGGACGCAGCGAGAAGCCUUCCUCUCUGAGUUCAGGGGGGCACAUUUUGGGACACCCGCCGGUACCUCUGUGCUGAGGGACUUGCAUUUCCAUGGAAGAACACAGAACGAGUGAGCAAGAGCUAGGCCUGAGAGGAAGGAAAACAAGGCCUACACAUUUUGCAGAUUUUUGUUGGCUUUAAUUCCAGAUUUCCCUUCAUCUAUCCUAUGCUUCCCAGCCUGAGAAUCUCAUUUCAUCUCUUAGUGUAGACUUUUAUGUCCCAGAAAUACAGAGGCUUGAAAUGCUAUGGAGGGAGAGCAGAUCUUCUUGAUGAGAUGAGGUUUUUCAAAGAGAAUAAAAUCUUUGGGAUAAACCAUUUGGGAAAUCCCACCAAGAGGUAGCUCAUUGAAUUCUCCGGAACUAGAGAUGAGAACUAGUUUCUCCAGAACUAGAGACUAGUUUCUAUAGUUUGUGUAGAAUCUUCUGGAAUAUACGGGGGAAAGGGCUGUUGUUAAGUGAGCUUUAUCUAUAUCCCCUUAGAGCCCAAUUGAAGAGUAAAUUAAAUUCCACUCUGAUUCAGUCUUUUCCCGUUGCCUAAUAUAUUAAAGAGGAAGCUUCUGGAAUUGUGUAUGGGUAUUCUUAUCCCUAGGGGAAAAUCAAGGAUAUUGGUACCCCAAAUUCUUUAUGGAAAUGUUUAAGAUUAUUUUAAUUUUAUUGAAAAUAUUACUAGAGUAGUGGUUCUGCUCUAAGAUUUCAGAAGUGCUUUUAGAAUCAUAAAUGUUUCUGCCUCCACAUAUAUUGUUAUUUUGGUGGAGAAAAAAUAGUAUAUUCUACAUGAGAAAUAUUAAAGGUAUUAACUAAGAGAAAUGUUUUACUUUGUUAUCUUAACACUCAGUCAUCCAGAGAUUUAUUAUUUUUUGAAAACUAUAUUUAACCAUUGAAAAAUCUUUACAGUAUAUCCUGGAAAUCUUCACAGAAUAUAAACAGGUAGAAAGGGACCUCUAUUGACUUGUUCCACUGAGGCUCCAUGAGAAUUCUGUGUUUAGAACAUGAGUGAUGGAAACUCGAAGUUCUUGAUUCUGUAUUUAUAAUUUUGGAGAUUUCAUGGAGAAUGCUCAGAAAAUCUAGGGAAAAAAGUCUAAAUUUGUAAUUUAAAAAAUAUAUAUUUAUAUUUAAAAGAUAGAGGUAGCAAAGUUGAAUUUAUAAUUUGACCUUUGGUUUUUAGUGUUAUUUAUUUGAUAACUUAUAAAGUAUUUAAUAUAUAUGUAUACACAACACUUUACCCUGAACAUAGUGGUCUUAGUAGCAGCUUUCAGAACUGAUCAUACAAAAAUUACAAAUCUGAAUUAAGUUUUAAUAGCCCCUCAAGAAUUCUGUAUUGAUUAUUCACUUGCUAAAGCUAAAGAAAUUAAAAAUCAGACCUCAGUGUUUGGGUGGCGAUAUAAUUUGGAACUGAAGAAAUUGGAACACUGGAUUCUAAAUUGGCCGUCAUCGUGACCUUUAAAGAAAAAACAAAGAUGGAGUAGAGAAGCCGCUUCCGUGCUGCUCACAGCGCCGGGUCAGGUGGCCUGUCCUGUAAUAGCCUGCGGGCGCCCGGGUCUCAGGGGCCAGGGCCAGGGCAGGGUAAGAAGUCUGCUUCUGCUCAACACAGUAUCAGGAAAACACUGCCCCUCUGUGUUAUCUUUUCGUCAAGGUAAGUCUAGUUAAAAGAACUUCUUUGGAAAGGGAUGAUGGAUGGAAUAUUUUAAAUGCAAAGGAUUAAGGAAUUUGAAUGAGCAUACAUGUAUUUGUAUGCAUCAAUAAUCCAGUAAUAUGUAUAUUACCACCAUGAUCUUCUGUUUCUAAUACUCCUUUAGCCUUAUAUAUCAUAAACUUUUCCAAACUUUUAUUUAAAAUUUUUACCUUCUCUUCAAAAUUAUACUUGUGUAGUCCAAAGGCCAAGAAAUGUACUAAAAUUUAUUUUAAAUGAUCAGCCUACCCCCAAAUUGAAAAGUAAAAGCCCUAGCUAAAAACAGUAUCUAAGCCUUUAAUCACAACCUUUCAGAAUAAUCUGUAACCGAAACUCAUACUUGGGAAGUUAAUGGAAAAGACUAAGCCCCAAGUUUUGAAAAGCAGUUAAUGCCUUACUUGAAAUGCCGCUAAAGGUAUGAGGGUACAUUCGUGCGAGUAAUUGAAAUAGCAGUCACAGUCCCAGCCUCCAAGUUUCUAAGGGAAGGGGUCACAUGGCCUUCAGGAGACUUCUAUCUUCUUUUGGGUGCUUUUCUCUCCCCCCAUGUCUCUCUGUCUGUCUCUCUCUGUGUCUCCCCCUCCCCAUUCUUCCUCUCCCCACACCACUCAAUCUCCCCUUUCAUUCUCUCCCUCCUCCCCGACCCCUCUGUCUCAUUCUGUUUGCACACACUGGCAUCUCUUUGAACAUUAAAAGUAAGCACUGUUUGUUGGGUCAGAUAUUUUUAUCCUGACUUAAUAACAUCACUGAGAUAUAGCCAAUGAAAUGGUUUUCAUAGUUAAAUGGUGCCUAUACGAAAAUAAAUCACAUGUUAUUUUUCAAAGAUAUUAAGUGUAUUUUAUAACUUACUCUUAUUUGGUCCUUGGAGCAUGGAAAUAAUAUGCGGAAUUCAUUCUUAUCAAUAAAAACGGAGUGCCCUGGCUAGUCAAAAAGAUCUAUCCAGACUUUAAUAAAAGCCCUUAGUAAAAAGCAUGCUUGGCAUGAGAGUGGAUAGCCCUUUCUGAGUUGGAGUCACAGAGCCAGCUUCAUGAGCAUGCACUUCAUGUGGCCCCUCAGAGUCCUGCACUCAGAAGCACCCCAUGCUUGGUCGAAGGCUCUGCUUGAAAUUCUUAAUAAUUUUUUUGAAUGAGGAAUCCUGCAAUUCCAUUUUGCGCUGAAACCUUAAACAUGUAGGGUGUCCUCCAUAGGAGGGAGUUUGGCUUUAAUCUGGCUCAACACUUGAUCCAGUGAUGAGUUUUGUUUGUGACUGGUACUCUGGGCAGCGUUUGCGCUUUGUUCUCUGCUACAUUUAAAGUUCCUUGUGUACAUCUCUUCUCCUCUUACUGCCUGUCUCUCUAACCUGUCCUUCUGUCCUACCUAGAACCAGUUCUCUUUGCCUUUAAAUUUCCAGUAAAUGGCAGUCCUUUGACACAGGAGCCAUGAGAAUGGCUUUACUGGUUUAUUUCAACCUUAAGAAUUAUUCAGAAUUUUUUAAAUGAUCCAGAUGUUUUCAACCUGUUAACAAUAUUCAUAAAACAUGGUCCCAUAAUGUAACAUAGGUAAACUAAACCAAAGAUUCAAAUACCUUGGAGGAAAGGAAAUUUUAUUUUAGGGAAUCCUGAAAUAUAUUCUUUUGGGUUUAUUUGUUUUGAGAUCUAUCAUAAAACAAAGAGGAUUGUUGGCACUUUAAUUACGACUUCCUAUAAUACUUCGAAGCCCCUAGCAUGAGACUCUGACAUUCGUCACAGGUCAUACCUCAUUUGAUGCAGGGGCUUAUAGUGGUUGCACGAUGCUUCCGGGCAACUGCUUUUCAGUGGGACUGAAUGAGAAAAUCCAAACUGUUCUAUACAAACCGACCUACAAAAGCUACAAUUAGAGGGGGAAUAAAAACAAAUAUGUGGCUUCUUACUGUCUCUGUUAAACAUUCCAGGCCCCUCAGGUUGAUGAGCCGCAUUCGGCUGAGAGUUGAGAACUGUUCCCUUACACACACCGGCUCUCAAGCCUGGCUGGGCGGCGGGAUCUCCUGGGGACCUUUGGAAAUGUCUGAGGUUAAGAUGCUAAUAUGCAGCGAGGCUGCAGAACCACUGCGGGCUAACAACUUUAAUGGACUUUUAUGACUUUUAUAGCCUUUCUCAAGUUGUACUCUUACACCGAGGCUACAGUGAGCCAAAGAACUGUAAAGAAUAAUGGAUGGCACAGUUGAUUGGUUGAGACUAUUGUUUCAAGACUGACAGACAGGUGGGUUGGGUGAGGCGGUUUGCACUGGUGGCAGGUGGACUAUAAUUUGACCUCGCCUUCUUAGAAUCCUUGGUCCUCAGAUGGAGGGGAAUUGCCAUCUGUAUGCAGCAGACAAGGCGCCCAGUAUGUAAAACUCAGAGAAGGUGUUCCUGGCAUAGAGUAUAUUCCCAGACCUACAUCUCUGUUUUGGUUACACACAUGUAAACUUUUGCUAAUCAUUUCUUAUUCAUACUCAUUAGAAUCAGUUUUUGAGGGAAAAAGAAACCUUUUGCGCUGAUGUGUGAAGGAUUUGCAUCUUACAUUAAUCAGUCUGUAGAAUAUCAGUAACAACAAUCAAAGCAAACGUUGUUAUGGGAGGUUUGUUUUUUUUAAUUUUUCACCUAGUUUCCAAAUCACAUUUACUUUGAUUAAAUGGCAUGUUGGUAUCUCCUAAUGAUAACAAGAUGUAAUUAUCUGACGUCUUUUGGCGGGUUAAAAGAGUAAAGACCUGUCAAAUCUUGCAUUUAGGCUGCAAUUGAGUAAGAUGAAAACUUACAAUGUCAAAUAUAUAAAUAUAUGGUAACAUAACAUUUUAUGGUUAUUCUUGAAGUUUUGAUGUAAAGGGAAAACAUGUUGAACAGUUCUUCAAAAAAUAGCACUUCCUCCAUUAUUUUUGUUUUUAGUAGUCAUUAACUUAAAGAGAAGAAAUGAAAUAACUACAAUCAAAGGAGUGGUUUAAUAUCAGCAAAAUAAAAUGAUGCAACAGAAUUGAUGAUAUUCAUGUCUAUCAAAUGGCUCAUAUAAACAUAUGCUGUUUUUAUCACCAAAGAUCCUUUAAGUUAAAAUCUUCUAGGGCAUGUAACUUGUAAAAUCAGUAUCCAUCACAAUAUAUGGUGACUCUUUGUACGUGUAGAUCACCAUUGGCCACCAAAUGGAAAGACAUGGCUAUGUCCAGAAAUCCAAGAGUUUCUUCCCAUUCUCAAGUGGCGCGAAUGGUGUAUAUUUAUGUCACAUUUGGAAGUUUCCACUGUGCAUAACAUCCUUUUGGGGGUGCCUUGCUGGCCCAGAGGAGGGGUACACCGGUCCAAGAAUCUGGAUAUCUGGGUGGUAGGCCUGUUCUACAUGGAGGAACCGCCUCACCGUGGGCAGGUUACCUGGUGUCUCCCUCACGUUUAUCACCCAGUGAAAGACGGCGUACUUCUGUGAAACUAUCAAGCUCUGUGUGCCUCCUGAAUCCAGACUGAAAGCCCUUUACAUCUGAAGAAAUAACUGAUUAGUGUUGCCCUUUGUUUUAGAAAUUCUUAAGAUAAUCACCACAACAAAACAGACACACAACCAUAAAAGGGAUUGCACCGCCCAAGUGCUUUAACAUGGCAGAGAGAAUUACCCUUAUAUUGCAGUCUGUACGCAUAAAAUGUAAGUGAUUUUGUUAUGUUUCUGGGGAAAAAGUAUUUUUAAAAAUUUUCUUCUAAGGAAUUAAAAUAUCUAUAGAAGCCAUGGCUUGCUUUUAUAAUGUGGAAAUCAUUGACUUGCUGUGACUCACGUGGAUCCCUCCUUUUAUCAGGGAGAAAAUGACUUGCAGCAUGUUCUUUGUUCAUGUCUUUAUUUCCUACUUUGAUCAGUUGUAUAUAAAUGUAGUUUUUGUUACUUUUGCUGUGCCAGUUAGAAAUCUACUUCCCAUCAAGUAUUUCUCCCAUUUAAGUCCAAUUAUGUACACUUUGCCUAGGUCUUUCCAAAAUAAAAUUUAUGUAAAUGUUUAUUUUAUAUAAAAUAUAAUGAAAAUAA
This is a messenger RNA of Suricata suricatta (meerkat), 8501 nucleotides long. RefSeq names its product transmembrane O-mannosyltransferase targeting cadherins 1 (gene TMTC1). The record is from RefSeq and is a predicted model, not a curated record. Gene Ontology annotation, molecular function: mannosyltransferase activity; protein binding. NCBI's taxonomy places the organism in Eukaryota, Metazoa, Chordata, Mammalia, Carnivora, Herpestidae. Gene Ontology annotation, biological process: protein O-linked glycosylation via mannose; RNA processing. The annotation marks the transcript as partial. The transcript has 24 exons.